AUGUUGAUUGAGGAGGUGCCGGAGGUGGAUACUUUAAAGGAUGUUGCCAAGAUUGUCAAGAGUUUAUCGGAUCUAGGGCAACCGCCUCUGCGAUAUCAUGGAGAUCUACUCGCAAUAGAGUCGGCGAAAAUUAUCAACUAUGAUGUGGUCAAGGCCAUCUCAUUGCAUGCUAACCCCAAUCUCAGCUGGUGCUCAGAGGCAAAUGCUCAGAUCGUGUCUUCAAUCAUCCAAUCAAACAAUCUACAGUCCUACCUCACCCAGUUCCUCAAUCAAGAGUUUCGAUCCAAUUUGAAAAAAGUUGAAAAACAAGCAAAGCUGGGCUUGGGCGGGCGGCGACUGGGGUUGCGGCCGAAAUUGACGUUCCAGGACCAGACAUUCGACCCUGUACCGUUGGCGCAGGCGUGGUUUUUGAUUGAAGUGACCAAGAACAAAGACCGUGAGGUGAAUAUGCUCAUUUUGUUGUUGCUCAUUGACGAUUUUUACUUUGACACAUGGGGGAAGAUUGAAACUUGUAAAGUAUUGCAAAAGUUGAAGCUAGACACCUUGAACUCGUUGGUUCCUCAGUUGAGGGAAAGCUUGUCCAAAUGUCUAUUGCACAUCCCUCCCGUGACCCCCGAGGACGAGUCCUUGUCGCUUUUGCAAGUGGCGUAUCCUAGCUUGUACCGCGUUGAUGAUGAAUUCGGCACAAACUUGAACUACAUCGAGACCAUUGCCACCAUCAUGUCGUCGAUGAGCUACGCUGCAAAUUUCGAAAAGACAAUGUGUUUUCUAUUGGAGCAACUAUCAAUCUGCAUCAAACGCAUUGGUGUCGACGUUCUCAUCAGCGUUUCCAAAAUCUUCUACUUGUUGAACCAACUCAUCACCAAUAUCGCGAUGAUGGAGAGGUGCAAGGUUAUACUAGCUGCUCUUCGAGCGCAGAAUGAGAUUCUCCAACUCGAAUCACCAUUGUUAUACUCGUUCAUUUUCGACCUCGUGGGGGCUUACGCUUUGUUGACGAAAAGGGUGGAAAAGUACAAAGUUGCAGACAUUCAGGAGCAAAUCCUGGUGAACCGCGGGUCCUUGCGACAGUUGGCUGUAAGUUGUGGCAAAUUGUCAGAAUUUGACGAAUUAUGUACAUAUAUACAAUGA
Messenger RNA from Lodderomyces beijingensis, 1128 nucleotides. Lineage: Eukaryota; Fungi; Ascomycota; Pichiomycetes; Serinales; Debaryomycetaceae. The record is from the annotation of a GenBank genome assembly.